UAUGGGACCAGGAUCAAACCCAUGUCCCAACUGGCAUACAUUUGCAAAGGGUUCUGGGGACAAAGUCUGAGAGAAAGCAUUAGGGACUGAUCAUAUUUAAUCCUUCCUCUUCUCUUCCUCAACAGAAAGCAAGCUACCCUGUCCUCUGGGAUCUGAUGGCCUUGGAGAGGGGGCUGCAGGGCCUGCGGACACCAACUCUUCCCAGAGUGCUGGCAUGGAGCCAGACCACUCAGCCCUGAGUGCGGCAAGGGCCCAGUUUGUGGAUGUGGAGGAGCGUGAGCCAGAGGCCAUGGACGUGAAGGAGAGGAAGCCCUAUCGCUCGCUGACCAGGCGUCGAGACGCUGAGCGCCGCUACACCAGCUCGUCGGCCGACAGCGAGGAGGGCAAGGGCCCACAGAAGUCCUACAGCUCCAGCGAGACCCUGAAGGCAUAUGACCAAGAUGCUCGCCUAGCCUACGGCAGCCGCGUCAAGGACAUGGUACCACAGGAGUCGGAGGAGUUCUGCCGCACAGGCACUAAUUUCACUCUUCGAGAACUGGGACUGGGAGAGAUGACGCCCCCUCAUGGGACCCUCUACAGAACAGAUAUCAGCCUCCCACACUGUGGCUAUUCCAUGGGGGCCAGCUCUGAUGCAGACCUGGAAGCAGACACUGUGCUGUCCCCUGAACACCCAGUACGCCUGUGGGGCCGGAGCACUCGGUCAGGGCGAAGUUCCUGCCUGUCUAGCCGGGCUAACUCCAACCUCACACUCACGGACACAGAGCAUGAGAACACCGAAACCGGUGCUCCCUUGCAUUGUUCAUCAGCUUCAUCAACCCCUAUUGAGCAGUCCCCCUCCCCGCCCCCCUCCCCUCCGGCCAAUGAGAGCCAGAGGCGGUUGCUAGGCAACGGUGUGGCCCAGCCAACCCCGGACUCAGACUCUGAGGAAGAGUUUGUCCCUAAUUCAUUCUUAGUUAAAAGUGGCUCCGCCAGCCUGGGGGUCGCAGCAAACGAUCAUCCCAGCGGCCUGCAGAACCACCCUCGGCUCCGGACGCCUCCACCACCACUCCCUCACGCCCAUACCCCCAACCAGCACCACGCGGCCUCCAUCAACUCCUUGAACAGGGGUAACUUCACCCCAAGGAGCAACCCCAGCCCAGCACCCACAGACCAUUCACUCUCCGGGGAGCCCCCAGCAGGCAGCGCCCAGGAGCCAACUCAUGCCCAGGACAACUGGCUACUCAACAGUAACAUCCCACUGGAGACCAGGCACUUCCUCUUCAAGCCCGGAGGCACCUCCCCACUCUUCUGCACCACGUCCCCAGGGUACCCCCUAACGUCUAGCACCGUGUAUUCGCCCCCACCCCGGCCCCUGCCCCGCAGCACCUUCUCGCGACCAGCCUUUAACCUCAGGAAGCCUUCCAAGUACUGCAACUGGAAGUGUGCGGCACUAAGCGCCAUCCUCAUCUCAGCUACGCUCGUCAUCCUGCUCGCAUACUUUGUGGCCAUGCACCUGUUUGGCCUAAACUGGCACCUGCAGCCGAUGGAGGGGCAGAUGUAUGAGAUCACGGAGGACACAGCCAGCAGCUGGCCUGUGCCAACGGACGUCUCCCUGUAUCCCUCAGGGGGCACUGGCUUAGAGACCCCUGACAGGAAAGGCAAAGGAGCCGCAGAAGGAAAGCCAAGUAGUUUAUUUCCAGAGGACAGUUUCAUAGACUCUGGAGAAAUCGAUGUGGGGAGACGGGCUUCCCAGAAGAUCCCGCCUGGAACGUUCUGGAGAUCUCAGGUGUUCAUAGACCAUCCUGUGCAUCUGAAGUUCAAUGUGUCUCUGGGGAAAGCAGCUCUGGUUGGCAUUUACGGCAGAAAAGGCCUUCCUCCUUCUCAUACUCAGUUUGACUUUGUAGAGCUACUGGAUGGAAGAAGGCUGCUAACCCAAGAGGCAAGGAGCCUGGAGGGUCCUCAGCGCCAGUCUCGAGGCACCGUCCCCCCAUCCAGCCAUGAGACCGGUUUCAUCCAGUAUCUGGAUUCAGGAAUCUGGCACCUGGCCUUUUACAAUGAUGGGAAAGAGUCUGAAGUGGUUUCCUUCCUCACCACCGCCAUUGAAUCAGUGGAGAACUGCCCCAGCAACUGCUAUGGUAACGGUGACUGCAUUUCCGGGACCUGCCACUGCUUCCUGGGUUUUCUGGGCCCCGACUGUGGCCGAGCAUCCUGCCCCGUGCUGUGCAGCGGGAACGGCCAGUACAUGAAGGGCAGGUGCCUGUGCCACAGUGGCUGGAAGGGUGCGGAGUGCGACGUGCCUACCAACCAGUGCAUCGACGUGGCCUGCAGCAGCCAUGGCACCUGUAUCAUGGGCACCUGCAUCUGUAACCCUGGCUACAAGGGCGAGAGCUGUGAGGAAGUGGACUGCAUGGACCCCACGUGCUCCAGUAGGGGUGUCUGUGUGAGAGGCGAGUGCCACUGCUCUGUGGGAUGGGGAGGCACCAACUGCGAGACACCCAGGGCCACGUGCUUGGACCAGUGCUCAGGCCACGGAACCUUCCUCCCAGACACCGGGCUCUGCAACUGUGACCCAAGCUGGACUGGACACGACUGUUCCAUUGAGAUCUGUGCUGCUGACUGUGGUGGCCACGGCGUCUGUGUAGGAGGCACCUGCCGCUGUGAGGAUGGCUGGAUGGGGGCUGCAUGCGACCAACGGGCCUGCCACCCACGCUGUGCAGAACACGGGACCUGCCGGGAUGGCAAGUGCGAAUGCAGCCCUGGCUGGAACGGCGAACACUGCACCAUUGCUCACUAUCUGGAUAGGGUAGUUAAAGAGGGCUGUCCUGGCUUGUGCAAUGGGAAUGGCAGAUGUACCCUGGACCUGAAUGGGUGGCACUGUGUCUGCCAGCUGGGCUGGCGAGGAGCUGGCUGCGACACCUCCAUGGAAACAGCCUGUGGAGACAGCAAAGACAACGACGGAGAUGGCUUGGUAGACUGCAUGGACCCUGACUGCUGCCUCCAGCCCCUCUGCCAUGUCAACCCGCUGUGCCUAGGCUCCCCUGAUCCUCUGGACAUCAUCCAAGAGACACAGGCCCCGGUCUCCCAGCAGAACCUGCACUCCUUCUACGACCGAAUCAAGUUUCUCGUGGGCAGGGACAGCACGCAUGUCAUCCCUGGGGAGAACCCCUUUGACGGAGGACAUGCUUGUGUCAUCCGUGGACAAGUGAUGACGUCAGAUGGGACCCCACUGGUUGGCGUGAACAUCAGUUUCAUCAAUAACCCUCUCUUUGGGUACACAAUCAGUCGGCAAGAUGGCAGCUUUGACCUGGUCACAAACGGCGGCAUCUCCAUCAUCUUGAGAUUCGAACGGGCACCCUUCAUCACACAGGAACAUACCCUCUGGCUACCCUGGGACCGCUUCUUUGUCAUGGAAACCAUCAUCAUGAGACACGAGGAGAAUGAGAUCCCCAGCUGUGACCUGAGCAACUUUGCCCGCCCCAACCCAGUGGUCUCUCCAUCCCCACUGACAUCCUUCGCCAGCUCCUGUGCUGAGAAAGGACCCAUUGUCCCAGAAAUCCAGGCCCUGCAAGAGGAAAUCGUCAUUGCUGGCUGCAAGAUGAGGUUGAGCUAUCUGAGCAGCCGCACCCCUGGCUAUAAGUCUGUCCUGAGGAUCAGUCUCACACACCCCACCAUCCCCUUCAACCUCAUGAAGGUCCACCUCAUGGUAGCAGUUGAGGGUCGGCUCUUCAGGAAGUGGUUUGCUGCGGCUCCUGACCUAUCCUAUUACUUCAUCUGGGACAAGACAGACGUCUACAACCAGAAAGUGUUUGGGCUCUCGGAAGCCUUCGUUUCCGUGGGUUACGAAUAUGAAUCUUGCCCAGAUCUGAUCCUGUGGGAGAAAAGGACAGCAGUGCUGCAGGGCUAUGAAAUCGAUGCCUCCAAGCUGGGGGGCUGGAAUCUGGAUAAGCACCAUGCCCUGAACAUCCAGAGUGGCAUCCUGCACAAAGGGAAUGGAGAGAACCAGUUCGUGUCCCAGCAGCCACCAGUCAUCGGCAGCAUCAUGGGCAAUGGGCGCAGGAGGAGCAUCUCCUGCCCCAGCUGCAAUGGCCUGCCGAUGGCAACAAGCUCUAGCCCGUGGCCCCUCACCUGUGGUUCUGGGGAGUCUCGUGGGAACUUCAACUACAUCGAAGGAUCUUCCCCUCUAGAUGUCAACAUCCUGGAGAUGGGUAUAAAUAAAGAUUUCAGACAUAGUCACAGCCCAGCACACAAAUACUACCUGGCUACAGACCCCAUGAGCGGGGCCGUCUUCCUGUCUGACACCAACAGCCGGCGGGUCUUCAAGGUCAAGUCCACCACCGUGGUGAAGGACCUGGUCAAGAACUCCGAGGUGGUAGCAGGGACUGGUGACCAGUGCCUCCCCUUCGAUGAUACUCGCUGCGGAGACGGUGGGAAAGCCACAGAAGCCACGCUCACUAAUCCCAGGGGAAUUACAGUGGACAAGUUUGGGCUCAUUUACUUCGUGGAUGGCACCAUGAUCAGACGUGUUGAUCAAAAUGGGAUCAUCUCCACUUUGCUGGGCUCCAAUGAUCUCACCUCAGCCAGGCCCCUCAGCUGUGACUCCGUCAUGGAUAUUUCUCAGGUUCGCCUGGAGUGGCCCACAGACUUAGCCAUCAACCCAAUGGAUAAUUCCCUCUAUGUCCUCGACAACAACGUGGUCCUACAAAUCUCUGAAAACCACCAGGUACGCAUUGUCGCUGGGAGGCCCAUGCACUGCCAGGUUCCUGGCAUCGAUCACUUCCUGCUGAGCAAGGUAGCCAUCCACGCAACCCUGGAGUCAGCCACUGCUUUGGCCGUUUCACACAAUGGAGUCUUGUAUAUCGCUGAGACCGACGAGAAGAAGAUCAACCGUAUCAGGCAGGUCACGACAAGUGGUGAGAUCUCACUGGUUGCUGGUGCCCCCAGCGGCUGUGACUGUAAAAACGACGCCAACUGCGACUGCUUCUCUGGAGAUGAUGGCUACGCCAAGGACGCAAAGCUGAACACCCCAUCUUCCUUGGCCGUGUGUGCAGACGGGGAGCUCUAUGUGGCCGACCUUGGAAACAUCCGAAUCCGAUUUAUCCGGAAGAACAAGCCUGUCCUGAACACCCAGAACAUGUAUGAGCUGUCCUCCCCCAUCGACCAGGAGCUGUACCUCUUUGACACCAGUGGCAAGCAUCUGUACACUCAGAGCCUGCCCACAGGAGACUACCUGUACAACUUCACUUACACGGGGGACGGGGACAUCACACACAUCACAGACAACAAUGGCAACAUGGUGAACGUCCGCCGAGAUUCUACUGGGAUGCCUCUCUGGCUGGUAGUCCCGGACGGCCAGGUAUACUGGGUAACCAUGGGCACCAACAGCGCACUCAGAAGUGUGACCACGCAAGGACACGAGCUGGCUAUGAUGACAUACCAUGGCAACUCUGGCCUCUUGGCGACCAAAAGCAAUGAAAACGGCUGGACAACGUUUUAUGAGUAUGACAGUUUUGGUCGCCUGACAAACGUGACCUUUCCAACUGGCCAGGUGAGCAGUUUCCGAAGCGAUACAGACAGCUCAGUGCACGUGCAGGUAGAGACCUCGAGCAAAGACGAUGUCACCAUAACCACCAACCUGUCUGCCUCGGGUGCCUUCUACACUCUCUUACAAGACCAAGUCCGGAACAGCUACUACAUCGGGGCCGAUGGCUCCCUGAGGCUGCUGCUGGCCAAUGGCAUGGAAGUGGCUCUGCAGACCGAGCCACACCUGCUGGCUGGCACUGUCAACCCCACUGUAGGCAAGAGGAAUGUCACGCUGCCCAUUGAUAAUGGCCUCAACCUGGUGGAAUGGCGACAGCGCAAGGAGCAGGCUCGUGGUCAGGUCACGGUCUUUGGACGCCGUCUGCGGGUUCACAACCGAAACCUCUUAUCCUUGGACUUUGACCGUGUCACACGCACAGAGAAGAUCUAUGACGACCAUCGGAAGUUCACCCUUCGGAUCCUAUAUGACCAGGCAGGGAGGCCUAGCCUCUGGUCACCUAGCAGCAGGCUGAAUGGUGUCAAUGUGACCUACUCCCCUGGAGGUCACAUUGCUGGAAUCCAAAGGGGCAUCAUGUCUGAGAGAAUGGAAUAUGACCAGGCCGGCCGCAUCACAUCCCGGAUCUUUGCGGAUGGGAAGAUGUGGAGUUACACGUACUUAGAGAAGUCCAUGGUGCUCCACCUGCACAGCCAGAGGCAGUACAUCUUCGAGUUUGACAAGAACGACCGCCUCUCUUCUGUGACCAUGCCCAACGUAGCCCGGCAGACGCUGGAGACCAUUCGCUCAGUGGGCUACUACAGGAACAUCUACCAACCGCCGGAAGGCAAUGCCUCAGUCAUACAGGACUUCACUGAGGACGGACACCUGUUACAUACCUUCUACUUGGGCACUGGCCGCAGGGUGAUUUACAAGUACGGCAAGUUGUCAAAGCUGGCUGAGACCCUGUACGACACCACCAAGGUAAGCUUCACCUACGACGAGACCGCGGGCAUGCUGAAGACGGUCAACCUACAGAAUGAGGGCUUCACCUGCACUAUCCGCUACCGUCAGAUUGGGCCCCUGAUCGACCGUCAGAUCUUCCGAUUCACGGAAGAAGGCAUGGUCAAUGCCCGUUUUGAUUACAACUAUGACAACAGUUUCCGCGUGACCAGCAUGCAGGCCGUGAUCAAUGAGACCCCGCUGCCCAUCGAUCUCUACCGCUAUGACGAUGUGUCCGGGAAGACAGAACAGUUUGGGAAGUUUGGUGUCAUCUACUACGACAUCAACCAGAUCAUUACCACAGCCGUCAUGACGCACACCAAGCAUUUCGACGCUUACGGCAGGAUGAAGGAAGUGCAGUACGAGAUUUUCCGGUCACUCAUGUACUGGAUGACUGUUCAGUAUGAUAACAUGGGACGGGUGGUGAAGAAGGAGCUCAAGGUGGGACCCUACGCCAACACCACCCGCUACUCCUAUGAGUACGACGCCGACGGCCAGCUGCAGACGGUCUCCAUCAAUGACAAGCCACUCUGGCGGUACAGCUAUGACCUCAACGGAAACCUCCACUUGCUGAGCCCUGGGAACAGCGCGCGGCUCACACCGUUACGGUACGACCUCCGAGACCGCAUCACGAGGCUGGGCGAUGUGCAGUACAAGAUGGAUGAAGACGGCUUCCUAAGGCAGCGAGGCGGGGAUGUCUUCGAGUACAAUUCAGCCGGCCUGCUCAUCAAAGCCUACAACCGGGCUAGUGGGUGGAGUGUCAGGUACCGCUAUGACGGCCUGGGGCGGCGAGUGUCCAGCAAGAGCAGCCACAGCCACCACCUACAGUUCUUCUACGCAGACCUGACCAACCCCACCAAGGUCACCCACCUCUACAACCACUCCAGCUCUGAGAUCACGUCCCUCUACUAUGAUCUGCAAGGACACCUCUUUGCCAUGGAGCUGAGCAGUGGCGAUGAGUUUUACAUAGCUUGUGACAAUAUCGGGACCCCCCUUGCUGUCUUCAGUGGAACCGGCCUGAUGAUUAAGCAGAUCCUAUACACAGCCUAUGGGGAGAUCUACAUGGACACGAACCCCAACUUCCAGAUCAUCAUUGGCUACCACGGCGGCCUUUAUGAUCCACUCACCAAACUUGUCCACAUGGGCCGACGGGAUUAUGAUGUGCUGGCCGGACGCUGGACGAGCCCAGACCACGAACUCUGGAAACGCCUGAGUAGCAGCAGCAUCGUGCCUUUUCACCUCUACAUGUUUAAGAACAACAACCCCAUCAGCAACUCUCAGGACAUCAAGUGCUUCAUGACAGAUGUCAACAGCUGGCUACUCACCUUCGGAUUCCAGCUGCACAACGUGAUACCUGGCUACCCCAAGCCAGACACAGAUGCCAUGGAGCCCUCCUAUGAGCUCGUGAGCACACAGAUGAAAACUCAGGAAUGGGACAACAGCAAGUCCAUCCUCGGGGUACAGUGUGAAGUUCAGAAGCAACUCAAAGCCUUCGUUACCUUAGAACGCUUUGACCAGCUUUACGGCUCCACCAUCACCAGCUGCCAACAGGCCCCAGAGACAAAGAAGUUUGCCUCCAGUGGUUCCAUCUUUGGCAAGGGGGUCAAGUUUGCCUUGAAAGACGGUCGAGUGACCACUGACAUCAUCAGUGUGGCCAAUGAGGACGGGCGGAGGAUUGCGGCCAUCUUGAACAAUGCCCACUAUCUAGAGAACCUUCACUUCACCAUCGACGGGGUGGACACCCACUACUUUGUGAAACCAGGACCUUCGGAAGGUGACCUGGCCAUCCUGGGCCUCAGUGGGGGGCGGAGAACCCUGGAGAACGGGGUCAACGUCACUGUGUCCCAAAUCAACACCAUGCUCGGUGGCAGGACUAGACGCUACACUGACAUCCAGCUGCAGUACAGGGCACUGUGCCUGAACACCCGCUAUGGGACAACCGUGGACGAGGAAAAGGUACGGGUGCUGGAGCUGGCCAGGCAGAGAGCUGUACGCCAGGCCUGGGCCCGAGAGCAGCAGAGACUGCGGGAAGGGGAAGAGGGCCUGCGGGCCUGGACAGACGGGGAGAAGCAGCAGGUGCUGAACACGGGGCGGGUGCAAGGCUAUGACGGCUUCUUUGUGACUUCCGUGGAGCAGUACCCAGAACUGUCAGACAGCGCCAACAACAUCCACUUCAUGAGACAGAGCGAGAUGGGCCGAAGGUGACAGAAAGGGCCAAGGCCUGGACUUCUUGCCAAAGACAGCUACUCUUGUGUGGCCGUAUACCUGACUGUGUUGUACUUAACAAAAAAACAAAAACAAAAAACAAAAUACAAAAACUUUUUUUAAAACAAGUGCAGAAAACAAAACAGAAAGAUAUUUGUUGCAUUGUUUAAUUCAUGCAACAUCUUUUUUUUUUUAAGAAAAGAAAAACACAAAUUUGGCCUUCACACAUUUUUUGCUAAGAAUGGAAGGGUUUGUUCUGUUCUUUCUGUUUUUUUUUUUUCUCUGUAGUGUGAUCAUGAUGAUAACUUUAUUGUCUUCUGUUCCCCUUUUUCCUUGAGGAAUUCCCCCUGUCACUGGGGGUACAUUUCUCCUCUCCUGGGGAAACACAUCUCCUGGGGUGAUUCCUCCUCGGCCCCUAGGUACCCAGUGUGAUGUGAGACGCGAGUGUCUGUGCUAACUUGUCUCCUCUGUAACCCUUUCUUCCUGAGGGCAGGAGUGAGGGGUGCAGAGAGCCACGGCCCGGUGGGACCUUGGGAGCUUUGGUUAGGCUCCCACAGAAAGUGGUGAGUUGCUCCUCACCAUGUUUUGUGCCUCCCGAGGACCUACAUCAUGCUCUGGAAAAUUCCAUGAUGUUAUUCAGCACCUUGUCAAGCCACCCCAAACUCCUGCCCAAGCUUUAUAUUUUGAUGCUAAAUGAACCCCCCUCUCCCUUUUACAAAUCUCUAGUGUAGUUGUCAGUGCCACCCCUGCCCCAUAAUGAAAUAGAGAAAGCGUCUCCGAGGCCCUUUCCCUAAUCCGGUGAUAAAACAUCCUGGGCCUGUGAGCCCCAACCUUUCCCAGAGGUGAAGGCACCCAGGACGUCUGUGAGCUGUUGAUCCUCCAUGAU
Messenger RNA from Rattus rattus (black rat), 9584 nucleotides. It is a transcript of the gene Tenm4, whose product is annotated as teneurin transmembrane protein 4. The record is from RefSeq and is a predicted model, not a curated record. Bases 215 to 8698 code for a protein of 2827 amino acids. The transcript is spliced from 31 exons. Gene Ontology annotation, molecular function: protein homodimerization activity; cell adhesion molecule binding; protein heterodimerization activity. Gene Ontology annotation, biological process: signal transduction; heterophilic cell-cell adhesion; neuron development. NCBI's taxonomy places the organism in Eukaryota, Metazoa, Chordata, Mammalia, Rodentia, Muridae. Gene Ontology annotation, cellular component: membrane; neuron projection.